AAUCACAAUAAACUUCUAAGAGUGGUGUAAUUUUUGCUCAAAAUGUACUUCGAUAACACCUGUUCGAUACGAAAUUGUUUUGGCUGUCAAAAGGUGUAUCUUUGACUGCCAGUGUGUGGGGUGGGAACUUGUCAAGUGAGGGAACUAGCACCCAGCCAUGACUGACUCAAAGUAUUUUACCACAACAAAAAAGGGUGAAAUAUUUGAACUGAAAUCUGAACUUAACAAUGAUAAGAAAGAGAAGAAGCGGGAAGCUGUUAAAAAAGUUAUUGCUUCAAUGACAGUAGGAAAAGAUGUUUCUGCUUUAUUUCCUGAUGUCGUUAAUUGUAUGCAGACUGACAAUCUCGAACUGAAGAAACUAGUGUAUUUAUAUUUGAUGAACUACGCGAAGAGUCAGCCUGACAUGGCAAUAAUGGCAGUAAACACUUUUGUAAAGGAUUGUGAAGAUCCAAAUCCUUUAAUCCGUGCCCUGGCUGUUCGAACAAUGGGCUGCAUUAGAGUUGACAAAAUAACUGAAUAUCUUUGUGAGCCUUUGCGUAAGUGCCUCAAAGAUGAAGAUCCAUAUGUUAGAAAAACUGCUGCUGUGUGUGUUGCCAAACUGUAUGAUAUCAAUGCCCAGUUGGUUGAAGACCAGGGAUUUCUUGAUCAGCUGAAAGAUCUUCUUUCUGACUCCAAUCCUAUGGUGGUUGCUAAUGCUGUGGCUGCUCUCUCUGAAAUAAAUGAAGCAAGUGCAAGUGGCUCUCCACUUAUUGAAAUGAAUGCACAGACCAUAAACAAACUAUUAACAGCUCUUAAUGAAUGUACAGAGUGGGGCCAAGUCUUCAUUCUAGAUUCUCUUGCAAAUUACAGUCCAAAGGAUGAUAGGGAAGCCCAAAGCAUCUGUGAGCGGAUCACUCCUCGUUUGGCCCAUGCAAAUGCCGCAGUUGUCUUGUCUGCAGUGAAGGUUUUAAUGAAAUUUAUGGAGAUGCUUCCAUCAGAUUCUGAUUUUGUGUCAACACUCACAAAGAAGCUAGCUCCUCCACUGGUGACACUACUUUCUUCGGAACCAGAGGUCCAGUAUGUUGCACUUAGAAAUAUCAACCUCAUUGUACAGAAACGUCCUGAUAUAUUAAAACAUGAAAUGAAAGUGUUCUUUGUGAAGUACAAUGACCCAAUAUAUGUUAAGCUGGAGAAGCUGGACAUCAUGAUAAGACUUGCGUCACAGGCAAAUAUUGCUCAAGUGUUGUCAGAACUCAAGGAGUAUGCAACUGAAGUAGAUGUGGAUUUUGUUCGUAAGGCUGUCAGGGCAAUAGGGCGAUGUGCUAUAAAAGUUGAACAGUCUGCUGAAAGAUGCGUUUCUACACUGCUUGAUUUGAUUCAAACAAAGGUCAACUAUGUUGUACAAGAAGCAAUUGUAGUAAUAAAGGACAUUUUCCGCAAGUAUCCCAAUAAAUAUGAAAGUAUUAUUUCAACUUUGUGUGAAAACUUGGACACACUGGAUGAACCAGAGGCUAGAGCGUCCAUGAUAUGGAUUAUUGGAGAGUAUGCAGAACGUAUCGACAAUGCAGAUGAACUCUUGGAAAGCUUUCUGGAAGGAUUCCAUGAUGAGAAUACUCAGGUCCAACUGCAGUUACUUACAGCUAUUGUGAAACUGUUCUUAAAGCGGCCUACUGACACACAAGAAUUAGUGCAACAGGUUUUGAGUCUAGCUACACAAGACUCUGACAAUCCAGAUCUGCGUGACAGAGGUUUCAUUUAUUGGCGUUUGCUUUCAACUGAUCCUGCAGCAGCCAAAGAAGUUGUCCUCGCAGAAAAGCCACUUAUAUCAGAAGAAACAGAUCUGUUGGAACCAACAUUGCUGGAUGAAUUAAUCUGUCAUAUUUCUAGCCUGGCAUCUGUCUAUCACAAACCACCCAAUGCUUUUGUUGAAGGAAGAGGAGCAGGUGUGCGCAAGAUGUUGCCUGCGAGAGCUGGUUCGAAUGAGAAUGUCCUGGAAGUGGCAGCUACGGAGCAGCCUGCUGUCAUUCCAUCUCAGGAUUCACUGAUUGGAGACUUGCUCAGUAUGGACAUCAGUGCUCCAACAAUACCAGCACAGACAACUACAAAUGUGUUUACAGCACCACCAUCAGUUGAUUUGCUGGGUGGUGGACUGGACAGUUUGUUGGGUGGUGAUGUUACCAAUAAUGCCGCUCCUGCGGCUGCCACUGCUGCUGCAACUGCUGCUCCAGUUUCUCAAUCAACAACUGGUCUCCUUGGUGACAUAUUUGGUUUUGCCUCUGCACCAGUUAUGUAUUCACCUCCCAAAGCUAACUGGCUACCAGCAGAAAAGGGCAAGGGACUUGACAUUUGGGGAACAUUUUCACGCAGAAAUGGGCAGAUUCAGAUGGAUUUUACGUUUACGAACAGAGCCAUGCAACCAAUGGCCGGUUUUGCAAUUCAACUUAAUAAAAACAGCUUUGGGUUAACACCAAGUGCACAGUUGCAGGUGAUGACUCCAUUGCCACCUGGGAUGUCCCAUGAAAGUUCCCUUCCAUUAGCUACCACAGGAGCUGUACAGCGUAUGGAACCACUAAAUAAUCUACAGGUUGCUAUAAAGAACAACAUAGACGUUUUCUAUUUUGCCUGCUUGGUACCAAUGAAUGUUUUCUUCACUGAAGAUGGGCAGAUGGACAAGCGUGUGUUCCUUGCAACAUGGAAAGACAUUCCAGCUCAGAAUGAAGUUCAGUAUAAUUUGACAAAUGUGCAGUGCAAUGCUGAUGCAGUGGUGCAAAAAAUGCAACAAAACAAUGUUUUCACAAUAGCAAAGCGUAAUGUUGAAGGUCAAGACAUGCUGUACCAAUCUCUCAAGCUGACAAAUGGAAUAUGGGUUCUUAAUGAGCUUAAGAUUCAACCAGGAAAUCCUAACAUCACUUUGUCACUGAAGUCUAGAGCUCUUGACGUCGCACCUGGUGUUUUCCAAGCAUAUGAUGCUAUUCUCCACAGUUAACGUUCCAUUUGAUUGAUGUUUCAGUAUAGAUAUGAAAUAUAUCCUACAUUCAACAGUUAUAAUUUAUAGUACUCUAUUACAUGUGUAGUAAAUACUGUUACAUAGUUAAAAGUAUAUUCGUUUAAAUGAACUGUGUAAAUGAAGAGAGAUGGUGGAUAUGAGGAAAUUCAUAUAAAAUAUGAAUUUUGAAUAUGAUUUGUCUCAAACUGUCAAAAUACGAACCUGUCAUGUGUUAAACUAGAUUUGUAAUUGUUUCUGCUACUGGAUAGAAUCUCCUUUUGGACAACUCAAGCAUAAAUAAUUCAAGGGAAAUGCACCGAAGGAAAAAAUGUUCCCUGUUACAGUGUCUAUCUUAAAAACCAAAGAGACUUUGUUUUGGAGCACUAUGGCUUGUUAAAUGAAUAAAUUUUUAGGUAAAACUGAAA
Molecule: messenger RNA, 3390 nt
Organism: Schistocerca americana (American grasshopper)
Lineage: Eukaryota; Metazoa; Arthropoda; Insecta; Orthoptera; Acrididae
Gene: AP-1-2beta
Product: AP-1 complex subunit beta-1
Exons: 18
Coding region: 158-2965 (935 amino acids)
Biological process (GO): vesicle-mediated transport; intracellular protein transport
Cellular component (GO): membrane coat; clathrin adaptor complex
Molecular function (GO): clathrin binding
Source: RefSeq, a predicted model, not a curated record